UCUCUCCCCCGUGCCUCUCUUUUUCAUUUCUAGCCAUCGACGAAAACAAAAUCUCUCGGAUUCUUCACGUAGAACCGAUUUCAUCAGAGAAGAAGGGUGUGUAUCUCUCGGAUAUUCACGCGAGCUUCAUCUCCUUUCCAACCCGUAUGUUUUCUCUCCCCCUUUCCCUCUUUCUAUCGUUUUCAAGCUCUAACGCCGAUCGGUAAAUUCCUUCUAUUCUUCAGCAGAAACAUCUUCGCAUACUCUGGGUUGGCUCAGAUCAGAUUCGUGGCUUCAGGUUGGUUGCUGUUUUUUUUCUCCUUCAACCUUAGCUCGUUCUUUUAUGGCGGCGGCUACCUCUUCAUUCUCUCUGGCUCUUUGUGAGCCUUCAUCAUUGUCGUCUUCUAAAACCCUUAAACCCGUCUCUAAAACCUUCAGUCUAGGUUUCGCGACGUCGGUUUCGAAGGGCCUGGGGGCUCUCAGAGCUAAAGCCCCUGGUUUUGUCGGCGCGUCUGCUCUCGGUGCCAAAAUGGUUUCGAUGCCGGCCAUAAAGCCCCUGACCUCGCUUGAUUUCGAGACCAAUAUCUUUAAGAAGGAGAAGGUCAACCUCGCUCGUCACGACGAGUAUAUUGUGACAGAAGGGAGGGAUUUAUUCCCUUUGCUGCCGGAUGCAUUCAAGGGGAUUAAGCAGAUUGGUUGUAUUGGCUGGGGUUCCCAGGGACCCUCUCAAGCCCAGAAUUUAAGAGAUUCUCUUGCCGAAGUGAAAUCUGAUAUCGUGGUCAAGAUUGGACUUAGGAAAGGUUCCCGUUCCUUUGCUGAAGCUCGCUCAGCUGGUUUCACUGAAGAGAAUGGCACUCUAGGUGAUAUAUGGGAAACUGUCUCAGGCAGUGAUCUUGUGUUGCUAUUGAUAUCUGACUCUGCACAGGCAGUGAUAUAUGGGAAUUUUAGAAUCUGAUUUGUAGAGAUGUAUGGGUGAUAUUAGUGAUAUUGUGUAGAUAAUAUGAAGCUGGUUUUAUUUGUAGAGAUCCAUACGAGAUGUGUAGCUUUUAAUCCACUGCCUCAUAUUUAAUUACCAACAUAUUUAAUUACCAACAUUCAACAUAUUUUAUCUUGGAUGAACAAAUUGUAUAUGUGUUUGUUGUUCCUUAAA
Molecule: messenger RNA, 1129 nt
Organism: Carya illinoinensis
Lineage: Eukaryota; Viridiplantae; Streptophyta; Magnoliopsida; Fagales; Juglandaceae
Product: ketol-acid reductoisomerase, chloroplastic-like
Exons: 4
Coding region: 323-934 (203 amino acids)
Biological process (GO): L-valine biosynthetic process
Cellular component (GO): chloroplast; mitochondrion
Molecular function (GO): ketol-acid reductoisomerase activity
Source: RefSeq, a predicted model, not a curated record